AUGAGGGCUGCUGAUUGGCUGUUGGUUCUGGCGUUACUGCCCCUCGUCUCCCUCGCCUCCCAUCCGGACAUCUGCAGCGCCAAACCCAAAGACCUUCCCCUGGAGCCGCGCUGCAGCUACCGCAGCCCCGACCCCGAGGCCGGCGAGGGCCCGACCCCGGAGCCCGAGCCGGUCCCCGAGUCCACCAACCCCCGAGUCUGGGAGCUGUCGAAGGCCAACAGCCGCUUCGCACUGUCUCUGUUCAGACAGCUGGGCCUCGGCAAGGCCCCCGAGGACAACAUCUUCAUGUCCCCCAUCAGCAUCUCCACCGCCUUCGCCAUGACCAAGCUGGGAGCCUGCAACCAGACGCUGCAGCAGAUCAUGGAGGUAUUUCAGUUCGACACCAUCAAAGAGAAGACGUCGGACCAGGUCCACUUCUUCUUCGCCAAACUCAACUGCCGUCUGUACAGGAAGAAGGACGAGACCACGGAGCUGAUCUCCGCCAACCGGCUGUUCGGAGACAAGUCUCUGGUCUUCAACGAGACGUACCAGAACAUCAGUGAGACGGUGUACGGGGCCAAACUACUGCCUCUCAACUUCAAGGAGAACCCGGAGAAGGCCCGAGUCACCAUUAACAACUGGAUCUCCAACAAGACGGAGAACCUGAUCCAGGACACGCUGCCGGAGGGGGCACUGGACUCCAACACAAUCCUGGUCCUUGUCAACACCAUCUACUUCAAGGGUCAGUGGAAAAACAAGUUUGACAAAGACAACGUGUACAACUCGGACUUCCACGUCAGCCGGUCCCUGACCUGCUCAGUUAACAUGAUGUACCAGGAGACCAGGUUCAGGUACAGGAACUUCCCCAACGACCAGGUGCAGCUGCUGGAGAUGCCGUACCGCGGAGACGACAUCACCAUGGUGAUCAUCCUGCCGAACAAAGGCACCGCGCUCAGUCAGGUGGAGGAGCGUCUGGACCUCAACAAUCUGACGUCCUGGUUGGAUGAAAUGAAGGAGACUACGGUGUCGGUCCACGUCCCUCGCUUCAGGGUGGAGGACGGCUUCAGUGUGAAGGAGAAGCUGCAGGACAUGGGCCUGACGGACCUGUUCAGCUCCGAGAGGGCCAGUCUGCCAGGGAUGUUGGAGGAUGGAAGUGAAGGUCUCCACAUAUCAGACGCGUUCCAUAAGGCCUUUCUGGAGGUGAACGAGGAGGGCAGCGAGGCGGCAGCAGCCACCGCCGUCGUGGCCGUCGGACGCUCCUUCAACUUAAAUCGGGAGGUGUUUCUGGCCAACCGGCCGUUCCUGCUGCUCAUCAGAGAGUCCACCAUCAACACCCUGCUGUUCACCGCCAGGGUGGCCAACCCCUGCAACCAAUGAGAACGGAUCCAACAACCACCUCCAGUCCACAAAACAGACACGACGACGUGAAAACCAUCGUUCAGUAACUUCACAUCUAGUGUUUCGUUCCACCACAGACCGUAAACCAGAGAAGUUAUUAAUCAUGUGAAGGCGUGUCAGGAUGUAGGGAGGCGGAGUCCUGAUCCCGUUUGAGUUACACAAAGGAUGUUGGUACAUUUAAAAGAUCAUUUAGAGCGAAGAAAGAGGCAGUUUGUCGUAACACUCAUAUAAGAGACGAGAAUUAAAGUCUUCUGUUCCAUCGAUGUCUGUCUUUGUUUAAGCUCUGAAUGAAGCUGUGUGUUUGGGACCACCAUGUUAAUAAUUAUAUAUAUUAACAUUUGGUUUCUCUCAAUACAUACAGUGACUAACUCUCCAGGAACACCUUUAGAAACCAUAGUCAACUAAUCAAUCUUCUUGGUUCACU
This is a messenger RNA of Cyclopterus lumpus (lumpfish), 1801 nucleotides long. It is a transcript of the gene serpinc1, whose product is annotated as serpin peptidase inhibitor, clade C (antithrombin), member 1. NCBI's taxonomy places the organism in Eukaryota, Metazoa, Chordata, Actinopteri, Perciformes, Cyclopteridae. The coding region runs from base 1 to 1356 and encodes 451 amino acids. The transcript is spliced from 7 exons. The record is from RefSeq and is a predicted model, not a curated record. Gene Ontology annotation, molecular function: serine-type endopeptidase inhibitor activity.